Messenger RNA from Colletotrichum spaethianum, 1170 nucleotides. Its product is annotated as 1,4-beta-D-glucan cellobiohydrolase CEL6A. Bases 1 to 1170 code for a protein of 389 amino acids. Gene Ontology annotation, molecular function: hydrolase activity, hydrolyzing O-glycosyl compounds. The record is from RefSeq and is a predicted model, not a curated record. Lineage: Eukaryota; Fungi; Ascomycota; Sordariomycetes; Glomerellales; Glomerellaceae. Gene Ontology annotation, biological process: cellulose catabolic process. The transcript has 4 exons.
AUGGUCGUCGCUCAACUUCUCCUCGCCGCAGCGCUUGCGCCGGCUGCCCUGGCGAGCCCCCUCAAGCAACGUGAUGUCGCAUCCUACGAGGGAAAUCCGCUGGCAGACAGACAGUUGUUCCCCAACCCUUACUAUGCCGAUGAGAUCAAAAACCUGGCCAUUCCGAAGCUGAGUGGAGAGCUCGCUGAAAAGGCGGCCAAGGUCGCGGAGGUCCCGUCUUUCGCGUGGCUUGACACCCGUGAGAAGAUCAGCCUGAUGAACAGCACUUUGGCUCAGAUCCGCAAGCUUAACCAGGAGGGCGCCAACCCGCCGUACGCUGGUACCUACGUCAUCUACAACUUGCCGGACCGUGACUGCUCUGCCAAGGCCUCGGCCGGUGAGCUUGUCAUCGCCGACGGUGGCGUAGAGAAGUACAAGACGGAGUACAUCGAUCCCAUUGCCGCGCUUGCCAAAGAGUACUCCGACGUUCGUCAGGUGUUUGUCUACGAGCCCGACGGUCUCGCGAACCUUAUAACGAACUUGAAUGUUCCAAAGUGCUCCGGCGCCGCUGAUGCAUACAAGGAGGGCACCGAAUACGCCUUCAAGACCCUCAACCUCGAUAACGUAGCCAUCUACGUCGAUGCAGGCCACGCAGGCUGGCUUGGCUGGGAGAGUAAUCUGGCGCCGACGGCGGAGCUCUACGGCGAGCUGUACAAGAAGGCUGGGACGCCCAAGGCGGUCCGCGGCAUUGUCACCAACGUUUCCAACUACAACGGCUGGAACCUGACUACAGCGCCCUCAUACACGUCGGGCAACAACCAGUGGGACGAGUCCAAGUUCCACGCUGCGCUGACCCCGCACCUCAAGGAGGCGGGAUACCCAGCCAACUACCUCGUCGACCAGGGCCGCAGCGGCAAGCAGCCGACGGGACGACAGAUCUGGGGCGACUGGUGCAACAUCAAGGACACUGGCUUCGGCAUUCGCCCGAACGCCAACACUGGCAUUGACACGCUGGAUGCAUUCGUCUGGGUCAAGCCUGGUGGUGAGGGUGACGGAACCAGCGACUCGACUGCCGCGCGUUAUGACGAGAAGUGCAGCUCCGCGUCUUCGGUCAUUCCGGCCCCGGAAGCUGGAGCUUGGUUCCAGGAGUACUUUGUGCAGCUCCUGGAGAACGCCAACCCUCCGUUCUAA